Molecule: messenger RNA, 840 nt
Organism: Orbilia oligospora ATCC 24927
Lineage: Eukaryota; Fungi; Ascomycota; Orbiliomycetes; Orbiliales; Orbiliaceae
Exons: 3
Coding region: 1-840 (279 amino acids)
Source: RefSeq, a predicted model, not a curated record
AUGAAAGUCUUCACCGUCUGUUACUUCAGCUUGCUAGCCUUUGCGCCCACGGCUCUGUGUCAACUUGGGGGCAAGCGAGGAUUGGAUGGUAAAAUACUUCCAAAAUUUGCCCUCCAAGAUGUAACCACUCUCACAAACCACAUCAAGGCGGAGUUCGACAGGACGCCAAAGUUGAUAGGAGCUGUUGAUAUUUCGGGUAAUGUUACUUUUCAGCUGCAAAGACUAAACAAAUAUAUGGAAAAGACAUUGUUCCCGGCUGUUAACCCUCAGAGAUUUUAUCCUGGAACACCGGGACUGCUAAGAGCACGGACUUGUCCUGAGAGAAAGGCUAUCCUUAGGGAAUAUGAAAAUUUUUUCGACGCCGUAAUAUCUGCUCGUGAAGCAGCUGGGGCUGCUGUCUGUCGUAGCACAGUUAAAGUGCCCGGUGCGAAGGAAAAUACUGCUAUAAUUGCGUUGACCAAAGCGGCAAUAAUAGAAGUGGAUAGAACCGUGAAUAACAUCAGGCGCCUAUGGGAUAACCUCUACAACAAAUACAACUCCAUCGACUUCUUCAUUUAUCACUGCAAAGCUCGAAACAACCCAGCUGGUUGUCGAAAUCCUGGAGAGGGAUGCCCACCAAAGCCUGAAAGGUGCCCUAUAGUCUGUCCCUGCUAUUAUGGAUUUGUCGAUGGGAAGAACCCGAAUAAGGACCAGUGUUUUACAAAUGAGAAUGAGAUUAUGGAAGUUGCCAGUGUUUCGGGCAAGUCGAGUAGAGCCAGCUUUGGAUGGGAGAAUCUUAAGGAUUGUAGGCAGUGCUUUCUGGAAGACGACCCUCUUCCAACUUGUGUGAAUGUUCUUUGA